AGAAAAAUGAUUGAGGUUGAGUGAGAUUUAAGUUAACGUAUUAAUGUCCAGUCCAAUGGUUGUUGUUGUAGAGCCCUUUUACGGGGGCUCACAUAAACAGUUGCUGGAUCUUAUAACCAUGGAGACUGGUGACCACGCCCUCUUCACGAUGCCCUCCAAGAAGUGGCACUGGAGAGCGAGGACAUCAGCAUUACACUUUAGCCAGGUGAUUCCAUCUAAUUCCAAUUACAGAGUACUGUUUUGUAGCUCUGUGCUUAAUCUAGCUGAGUUAGUGGCAUUGCGUCCAGACUUGGGGCAUUUGAAGAAGAUCCUCUACUUUCAUGAAAAUCAGUUAGUCUAUCCAGUCCGCAAACAACAGGACAGAGACUUUCAGUAUGGAUAUAAUCAGAUUCUAUCUAGUUUGGUAGCUGAUGUUGUUGUAUUCAACUCCCAGUACAAUCGCGACUCCUUCCUCGGCUCUAUCAAGACUUUUCUAAACAUCAUACCUGACCAGAAGUCCUUACAACUAGAAGAACAGAUACGACCCAAGUCGUUAGUUUUAUACUUUCCUCUUAAUUUAUCUCACAUCGCAAAAGAAGGCUCUCUUUCUGAACUUGUUAAUGAUGAUUUGGAUGUGGAUGGUAAAAAUGGUGAAAAAGUCACUUCGCAGAAAACGUGUAUCAGUAUGUCAGAUUGUGAGCCAACAACAACAACAUAUGGUUGCCAUGGUGAUAAAAUGACUAUUACCAAAGGAUUCCAUGACAACCAGUGCAGCAACAAUUCUGCGAUAUCAGAAUCAGUGACUUGUGAUGUUUAUCAUGAGAAUUUAGACAGAAAAAAAAAGAAAGCUGCAAAUUUUCAGGCAAAAUCAUGUGGAAAUCAAACGAAAUCUGUGGAAGACGGUAUCGGUGUACAGAAACCUUUGCACAUUGUGUGGUCUCAUAGAUGGGAACACGACAAAGAUCCCCAGACAUUUUUCCAGGUCUUGUACAAACUUUCAUCAGAGGGGUUAAGUUUUACCUUGUCUGUGAUGGGAGAACAGUUCUUAGAUGUUCCAGAUGUUUUUCAAGAGGCCAAAGAGAAACUGUCCAAUCACAUAUCCGCAUGGGGUUACCAGGGCAACAAGGGAGACUACUACAGGGUUCUCCUAAAGGCAGAUGUUGCUGUAUCAACCGCUCUACAUGAGUUCUUUGGUGUAGCUAUGUUAGAAGCUGUCCAUCUGGGGUGUUACCCUCUGUGCCCAAACAGAUUGGUGUACCCCGAAAUAUUCCCAAAGGAAUGUCUGUACAACACCAGCCAGCAGCUGUACAAGAGACUGAGAGAGUUGUGUAGACGCCCACACUUAGCCCGAUCAAGUCCCGUGAAAAAUGCCUUAGACUUGGAUAGGUUCUCCUGGGAAACACUUGGCCCAAAGUACAAACAUCUCCUAGAUGUUGACGGCACGACAGAUGUCACGUGACUGGUGAACGUACUUUGACUGGUACAUUGUGACGUAUCACGGAUUUUCAUGGAUGGCAAUGAUCCGUGUAUUUCAAGUGUAACUACAUAGAGGGUGCUUAAACCUCUUUCUGUGCAGCACCAGAACAGUGGCGUGUCCCACAUAUUAAGUGGUCGAGAUAUUUUACUGAAAACGUGGUUGUGCCAGCAGCCAGCGAAUGGUUUUCCCCGGGUUUUUUUCCCUCCAUAAUGCUGUCCGCCGUCGUAUAAUUGCAAUACCGUUGAGUACCGCGUAAAACAACAAUCAAACAAACAAAACCAGUAAGGCGCCGAAGUAGUAUAUUAACAACAAAAGGCCAAAGAAGGUUAACUGAUGUGGUCGCAAUGAUCGUGGGUUUCCCCAGGACUUAUGGUUUCCUCCCACCAU
Liolophura sinensis is the source of this 1843-nucleotide messenger RNA. Its product is annotated as tRNA-queuosine alpha-mannosyltransferase-like. Bases 44 to 1438 code for a protein of 464 amino acids. The transcript has 8 exons. Gene Ontology annotation, molecular function: glycosyltransferase activity. The record is from RefSeq and is a predicted model, not a curated record. NCBI's taxonomy places the organism in Eukaryota, Metazoa, Mollusca, Polyplacophora, Chitonida, Chitonidae.